Messenger RNA from Mercurialis annua (annual mercury), 1335 nucleotides. Its product is annotated as zinc finger protein ZOP1. The transcript is spliced from 6 exons. Gene Ontology annotation, molecular function: RNA binding; zinc ion binding. Bases 162 to 902 code for a protein of 246 amino acids. The record is from RefSeq and is a predicted model, not a curated record. Lineage: Eukaryota; Viridiplantae; Streptophyta; Magnoliopsida; Malpighiales; Euphorbiaceae. Gene Ontology annotation, biological process: mRNA splicing, via spliceosome. Gene Ontology annotation, cellular component: nucleus; precatalytic spliceosome.
AGAGAAAGUAAACUGUAGAGUCCUAAAACGACGACUAAAUUAACAAAAGACGAACCCUUUUAGGGUUUUAAUUCACAACAAUCUAACAUUCUGUCGAUUUACCAUCCAAAGUCUCCGAUUCAAAACGUCGAUCAUCUUCACCAACACUGAUUCUUUUAGCCAUGACUGAGUAUUGGGUGAGUCAAGGCAAUAAAUGGUGUGAUUUUUGCAAGAUUUAUAUAUCAAACAAUCCUUCUAGUAUUAGAAACCAUGAACUUGGCGUACGCCAUAAAGAGAGCGUUACCAAAAAGCUCGCUGUUAUGCGAAAAGAUAAUGCUGCUAAGGAGAAGCAGCAGAAGGAAGCAGCUCAUGCUUUUGAACAAAUUGAAGCUAAAGCUAAGCGUAGCUAUCAGAAAGAUGUAGCGAAUAUUGAGGAGGCCAGUAGUGCACAUGCAUUAGAUUUUCAAGAGGAUGGUCAAGAGGAAUGGGAGCAUGACCAAUCAUCAGGGUAUUACUACAAUCGAAAUAAUGGAUUGCAUUAUGAUUCAAAAUCAGGCUUUUAUUAUUCUGAUUCCAUAGGCAAGUGGGUGACACAAGAAGAGGCGUAUGCUUCAGUUCAGAUCUUGUCAGAAUCCAAUUCAAAAAAGCCCAUCUCAAUGUCAGCUGGAGGUUCAGCUAAGGAAAUAAAAAAUGCUGCUCAAAAUGGGCCUGCACCCGGUCCAAAGGUUUCAGGUGCUUUUCACCCUUUGAGAACUUUUAAAGGUGCUGCUACUUCAGCAGUUGCUGUGAACAAGAGAAAGAGGCAGGAUCAGAAGCCGAAGGUUAUAUCUGAAGAAGAAAAAGCUGCACUUAAAGCAAGGGAGGCUGCCAAAAAGAGAGUUGAGAAAAGGGAAAAAAGUUUGCUUGGCCUUUACAAACACUGAUUUUAAAGACCUAAAUAUCUUCAUUAUAUAAGGGAUACAGAAGUUAUCUGACAGAAGAUAGCAAAUGGCGACUGUAUUCUCAACCUGCAUGUGGAAACAGUCCAAAAGUGUUGGGCCCUAACCCAGUGUCUUAUAUCCUCGUCAAUCUCGCUGACAGAUAAAUUUGGGGGGAAAAAUGGUGAGGGAAUGGGUUGUUAUGAAGUUUAUUUAUAUUGACAGAAAUUUCAUGAUCUUUUAUAACCAUUUUAUUCCAGAAAAUAGUGGGGUUCGAGCAUUGCGCAACUAUUUGUAGUUGAGAUGCAAGUCUUAUUGGAAACAGAUACUGAACAUGGCGAGUUGCUUUGUAUUUGUGAUGUACUAUUAAACUCUUACUUCAUUCAUGACCGCUAUUCAAGAAAUGCAAGGCCAAUACAAUGAGCUAUUUAACUGACUA